Messenger RNA from Solanum stenotomum, 2193 nucleotides. RefSeq lists its product as uncharacterized. The record is from RefSeq and is a predicted model, not a curated record. The transcript has 3 exons. Lineage: Eukaryota; Viridiplantae; Streptophyta; Magnoliopsida; Solanales; Solanaceae. Bases 308 to 1945 code for a protein of 545 amino acids.
CAUUAUUUUCCAAUACUAGGGGUAUUUGUCGUAAUUACCUGUGAUUACGGAGCCCCUUUUUGACCACACGCGUUACUAUUUCGGGCACAUCAAUAACCGAAUCCCCCUUUGACCCACCUUUACCCUCUAUUUUUUCGUCAACAAUUUUUUCCCCAAUUCCAAUUUCUCAUCUUCUUCCCCUUCAAUCGACCUUGAUUUUUCUUCUCGAAGAUCAAAUCAACCUACGAUCCUUCUAAUUCGUUUCAUUCUCUAUCGAUUGGUACUUCUUUUGGAUCUAUCCGUCUGAAAAUCGAAUUCCGAGUUAAAUAUGGUGCAAAAAAGACCAUACAGUGAAGAAAAGUUGUAUGAGGUUUCAUCUAAGCAGCCGAGACAUGUAGAACCGAGUAGUCAGCUAGUUUCCUUUUUGCAGUUUCCGUGUGAAUCAGUGGCUCCUAACUCUUACACUUCAGGUGGAGAUGAGGAGAAACUUUCAGAAGUCAAAGCUUUCAGUGAGAAGAGACCUGAUAGUUGCGAUGUGGCUGCAGUUCCUGUUUCUUCCGAGAAAGCAAUUGAGACGAGCAUUCAUGGCUCUGCUUCAAACUCUUCUUGGACCUCUAGUAGCACCAGCAAAGAAGACAUCAGGUCCGAGGUGCCUUUUCAUGUAUUGACGGCUUCUAAAUAUUACAAUACUGAUCCUUCAUUCAGAGUUGUUAUUCAUCCAAUGGAGGUCUAUUCCCCUCUUUUGAACAAUCAUCCUCGGAAAUCAGUUCCCAUUGGACCAGAUUUCCAAGCCGAAUUACCAGAAUGGAGUGCAUAUGAUUGUAAAAAUAUAUCCAUGAAGGAGAGCACUCAAGAAAGCCCAAAUCUUCCAUCUCAAGCUCUAGAAUCAGGUUUUGUGGAUCAUCAUGAUGAAGAAAAUAAACUUGCUGGGACAUGUAUCAUUCCAAUGCCUAAAUUGGAAUUACCUGCAGACCACGAGGAGAAUGUUGGAGCAGGAAAAAUUGGGUGUUCCUGUGAAGAUGCUGGUUCCUUUGGAUGUGUUCGGCUGCACAUCAUGGAAGCAAGGGAGAAACUUAAGGCGGCCUUGGGUGAGGAAACAUUUGUUAGGUUGGGUGUUUAUGACAUGGGAGAGAUAGUGGCAGAGAAAUGGAGUGAAGAGGAAGAGGAAUUAUUUCAUGAAGUUGUAUUUUCCAAUCCUGCAGCACUAGGCAAGAAUUUCUGGGACCACCUUGCUGUUGAAUUUCCUUCACGGAGCAAGAGAGAUCUCGUUAGCUAUUACUUCAACGUCUUUAUUUUGCGGAAGCGUGCCAAGCAGAAUAGGUUUGACCCAUCAAAUAUAGACAGUGAUAACGAUGAAUGGCAGGAGAUUGAUGACGAUGUUGUUGCUACGGGAGCUCAAAUGACAGAUGAAGAUGAGGAUUCUAUGGUUGAAUCACCAAUAUAUCAAAAUUAUCCUGGUCACAAUGAGAUAUAUGUGACUGAAAAACAAGCAUAUGAUGAAGAAGCUGGUGUUGCAACCUUUGAAGAUUAUCGGACGAUAAACUUUUGCAGGAGGAAGGUCUUGAGUGAUGCGUCAAAAGCAUGUCCCGAUGAAUUGAUUGAUAAUAACAGUAGUUGUGGACACUAUAUUCAGCCUCUAGACAGACAUCAUUCAAAUGAAGUGGGUAACCAUGAUGUCGAAGAUAACUCUUGUACCACUGAUGCAGCUGGGGCUUCUUCAGAAACACCACAGGUAAAAACUGAUGAUUGUAAACACUGGGCAAGUCAUUUUGCUGGUGUUGGCAUUGGCAGUGUGCAUGAUUUUGUGAUGGAGCCAUCUAAUGGUAAAGAGUGGGACAUGGGGUACUUAAGCUGUGCUAAGAAUGAAGUUGAUUUGUUACCAACUUGCUCUAUGAUUGAGGAAGUGUUUGGAGACGAAGCCUGGAGUUCCAAGAACAGAGAUGGUCACAGUUUAAGCAAGCACUGACCUGAAUUUUUGCCGUUCGAUCAUCCUUGGAAUGCUUCUUGCAGAAGUGAGAGUCCAUUUUUACUUGUAUAUUAUUAGUGGUGAAAGGAGAGAGCAUGAUAGAAAUGAAAUUUGAGAUUUUCGGCCUUGCUCUUGGUUGUUAGUAGGAAGCUGUUUUGAGGUAGGCGCUUAGGAUUGAUUUAUAUGUAAAGUUAAUUUUAUGGCCGAGUUGGGCCAUGUUUCGAGAAAUGGAAAAAGAAUUAAAGAAA